Messenger RNA from Lactuca sativa (garden lettuce), 384 nucleotides. NCBI's taxonomy places the organism in Eukaryota, Viridiplantae, Streptophyta, Magnoliopsida, Asterales, Asteraceae. The record is from RefSeq and is a predicted model, not a curated record.
AUGAGUUGCAAUGGCUGUCGAGUUCUGCGAAAGGGUUGUGGUGAGAAUUGUGUCUUGAGACCAUGUUUGGAGUGGAUCCAAUCCCCCGAUGCACAAGGCCACGCCACACUCUUCAUCUCUAAGUUCUUCGGCCGCAGCGAUCUCAUCAAUUUCAUCACCGAUGUCCCUUCCGGUAACCAACGUACUGCGUUGUUCCAAUCGCUUUUGUACGAAGCGGUUGGGCGGACAGUGAAUCCGGUGAACGGUGCAAUGGGAUUUCUUACUACCGGAAAGUGGCACCUCCUUGAGGCUGCUGUGGAGACUGUCCUUUCCGGUGGUUCGCCGAUUCCGAUUGGUGACGAAACAUCGAUCGCGGAAGUUGACGAGAGUUCCGAGGGAGAGGUG